AGUAUCGCUGCUGAACCGUACUAACGCUCUGACAGCGCACGAGGAAAGCGCGUGCUCAUACGCGAUAAAAAAAAAAUAAAAAAUCCGCGAAUUAAAUUCGGAUAGUAAAUUAUACCCGGAUAGUUUUGAAGAGAUCAAGACGAAGUAUAAAACAAUCGAAGUUGGACAGAAAAGGAGACGUCAUGGCUAAGAACGAAGUGUCUAUAAAUAUUCUAAGGAAACUAGUCCUAGACUGUUUCCUUCUUAUUGGCUUGGGACUAUGUAUAGGAGCAACAAAUCUCCUCUGGCAGCCUUUCCAAAGAGGGUUUUUCUGUGGAGACCAGAGCCUGAUGUACCCCUACAAGGGAGACACUGUCACAGUACUCAUGUUGAGGCUAGUUGGCCUCCUGCUACCUAUAUCAACGUUCCUAAUAUGCGAGUGGACACUUUUACGCAACGUGCGCGACUGUGAGCGGUGUCUAGGCGUGCGUAUCCCUGCCUGGGUGCGUGGCUUCUACAGCACCCUCGUCUGCUUCGCCAUCGGUACCUGCUUCGUCGAGAUCGCUGUCAACAUCUCCAAAAAUGUCAUUGGCAGACCUAGACCUCAUUUCUUUGAUAUCUGUCAACCGUCAAUAAACUGCAGUUCCUUCGAAUGGCAGGACCGGUACAUCCAGUCCUCAGACUACACGUGUACGGGACCACAGACUGAUAAGUACGAGGAUAUGCGCAAGAGUUUUUUAAGCGGACAUUCUGCAUGGGCAGCUUACACCAUGGUUUAUUUAGCUAUGUACCUAGAAGGUCGGAUGACAUGGCAGGGUACGAGGACACUCCGCCACGUCCUUCAGUUUGGAGUCGUGAUGCUGAGCUGGUUCACCGCUCUCUCGAGGGUCACUGACUUCAAACACCACUGGAGUGACGUGCUCGCUGGGUACUCCCUCGGCGUUGUAUUCGCCGUUAUCAUGUGGGCUUGGGGCACAGAUGUAGUUCAGAAGAAGAAGAACCACAACUCGUUGCCUCAGUUCGAGAUCGCCAUCACCAGCCAGUCGAUGCAGCCACAACGUUAAAUAACAGUUUUACUUAACUAGACACACAAGAAGUAUACACGAUUGUCUUUUUGAAACGGGGCUUACGUCUCACUAGCGCCAUCUCUUGGCCAUGAAAUGUAAAAACUCUCAUGAAGCUAUCAGACUUCUGAAUCGCUCUGCCUAUCAUGAGCAAUAAGCACCACCAAAAGAGCCGACCAUGGUGCACUGGUACUUAAAGAGCAUUUGAAGUUAUAAUCUUCCAAACCCCCCUUAAACCUUUCCUGGACUUCCACGAACAUUUCAAGACCAAAAUUUUCCAAAUCGGUUCAGCCGUUCUCGAGUUUUAGCGAGACUGACGAACACAGAUUCAUUUUUAUUUAUAGGUAUCGAUUAUUAAUCUUCUCUGAAUUUAUUAACUAAAGUCACAAUCAAGGACAAAGUAGAAGUCAUUUAUUUCAAUUAAACCAGAAUUUGGUACGAUUAAAACGUCAACAAAUACAAAAUAAAUAGUAGUCUGUCGUUAGUGAAGCUAAAUGCUCGUUCCAAAUAGAUUCGAAUGGGUACGGGCAAGGAACUCCAUUGGUUACUCUUUUAAAAAAAAUAUGUUUUACAAUUUCUCUGGUACAUAAUAAGUAUGAUUUCUGAUAUGACAAUUAAUAUAUCAUUUAUAUUAUUUUUACUAAAGAAGAUAAUCGUGGAUACUUCUGUUUAGUUAUGUUAACAACUAGUUAUUUAAUUUAUUAGGCUACAUAAUUAUGCGUUGUAUCAACGUUUAGAUUUUUAAGAAAUAUUAUUUAAUGUGAUAAUUUAGGUCUAUCAUUACUAUUUAAAUAAAUUCUCAUUACUAUUUAA
Molecule: messenger RNA, 1856 nt
Organism: Spodoptera litura
Lineage: Eukaryota; Metazoa; Arthropoda; Insecta; Lepidoptera; Noctuidae
Product: putative phosphatidate phosphatase
Biological process (GO): signal transduction; phospholipid metabolic process; phospholipid dephosphorylation
Cellular component (GO): plasma membrane
Molecular function (GO): phosphatidate phosphatase activity
Source: RefSeq, a predicted model, not a curated record